Messenger RNA from Pelagomonas calceolata, 644 nucleotides. The record is from the annotation of a GenBank genome assembly. Lineage: Eukaryota; Pelagophyceae; Pelagomonadales; Pelagomonadaceae.
GGAUUUUCCAGCAGUGCGCAUUAAAUUUUGCAAGGCCAAGGCAAAAGAGCUGCCAGGUUGACGCAUCGGACCUCCUUUUUUCCACGAAUUCAUCCGCCGAUAGCGUUGGAAGAGCCUCACCGCUCGCCCCUGCAAAGUAGCCGAGCUGCCACCCGAAACCGCCUCUGCCCACGUCGAGCCGACGCGCGAGCCGCCACCCCCCACUUGCAACCAUGGGCCGCUCCAAGCAAAGCGGCAUGUCGCGUCAGCUCGACUACAGAAGAAUGGCCCAGUCCGAGAAGCAGCGCCAGGCCGCCAUCAACACGCCGACGUGGCUCAAGGUCGUCGCGCACUGCGUACUGACGCCGCGUCUCGAAUCACACAAAACGACGCCAUCAACACUAAAACACGCACAGGCCCGCUUCUCCCUCGUCGUCCUGACCUUCAUGUGGCUCGCCAUCGGGUCCAAGGAGAUCCCGAACAUCGCGACGAACUGGUUCGUCUGCGCCGUCGUCCUCGGUUUGACGCAGUAUCCCGUCAUGCGCGCGCACUGGAAGGAAAGCUACGCGCGCGUCUACGACAUGAUGGGCAUCGACCCGGACACGGGCGAGACCGUCUCCGAGAAGAAGGCGAAGAAGAAACGAUAGGAGUAGUCACACGUAACA